AUGCUUAACGUGGAGGGAUGGGUCCUCUGCACCACCCUCCUGAGUCCCCUAACCAGAGCCUUCCCAGAUGAAUUGACAGUCGAAACGUCUUCCUUCAACCACGCCCAAGUCCCCGUUGCUGGUGCGUCUCAGGCCGAAAACGACCAAUAUGGGGCCUCCAUUCGGCCCCGAUUCAUUUGCCGUCUUCCUUAA
Messenger RNA from Penicillium cataractarum, 192 nucleotides. RefSeq lists its product as uncharacterized. NCBI's taxonomy places the organism in Eukaryota, Fungi, Ascomycota, Eurotiomycetes, Eurotiales, Aspergillaceae. The record is from RefSeq and is a predicted model, not a curated record. Bases 1 to 192 code for a protein of 63 amino acids. The transcript has 2 exons.